Messenger RNA from Heterocephalus glaber (naked mole-rat), 1482 nucleotides. It is a transcript of the gene Krt17, whose product is annotated as keratin 17. The record is from RefSeq and is a predicted model, not a curated record. NCBI's taxonomy places the organism in Eukaryota, Metazoa, Chordata, Mammalia, Rodentia, Bathyergidae. Gene Ontology annotation, molecular function: structural molecule activity. Gene Ontology annotation, biological process: epithelial cell differentiation; intermediate filament organization. Gene Ontology annotation, cellular component: cytoskeleton.
CCUCAGCACCUUGGCGCUUCUGUCUCCUCCUCGGGCUCCUCACCCGCUGCCAUGACCACCACCAUCCGGCAGUUCACCUCCUCCAGCUCCAUCAAGGGCUCCUCCGGCCUCGGGGGCUCGUCCCGCGCCUCCUGCCGCCUCUCUGGCAGCCUGGGCGGUGGCUCCUGCAGGCUGGGCUCGGCCAGCGGCCUGGGCAGCAGCCUCGGGGGUGGCAGCAGCUACUCCAGCUGCUACAGCUUCGGCUCUGGCAGUGGCUAUGGGGGCAGCUUCGGGGGCGUCGAAGGGCUGCUGGCCGGAGGUGAGAAGGCCACCAUGCAGAACCUUAACGACCGCCUGGCUUCGUACCUGGACAAGGUGCGCGCCCUGGAGCAGGCCAAUGCGGAGCUGGAGGUGAAGAUCCGCGACUGGUACCAGAGGCAGGCCCCCGGGCCCGUCCGAGACUACGGCCCCUACUACAAGGCCAUCGAGGACCUGAAGAGCAAGAUUCUGGUGGCCAGUGUGGAAAAUGCCAAUGUCCUGCUGCAGAUCGACAAUGCCCGGCUGGCUGCGGAUGACUUCCACACCAAGUUCGAGACGGAGCAGGCCCUGCGCAUGAGCGUGGAGGCCGACAUCAACGGGCUGCGCAGGGUGCUGGACGAGCUGACCCUGGCCAGGGGCGACCUGGAGAUGCAGAUUGAGAACCUGACCGAGGAGCUGGCCUACCUGAAGAGGAACCACGAGGAGGAAAUGAACGCCCUGCGCGGGCAGGUGGGUGGCGAGAUCAACGUGGAGAUGGACGCAGCCCCCGGCGUGGACCUGAGCCGCAUCCUGAACGAGAUGCGCGACCAGUACGAGAAGAUGGCGGAGAAGAACCGCAAGGAUGCAGAGGACUGGUUCUUCAGCAAGACCGAGGAGCUGAAUCGUGAGGUGGCCACCAACAGCGAGCUGGUUCAGAGCGGCAAGAGCGAGAUCUCCGAGCUCCGGCGCACCAUGCAGGCCCUGGAGAUUGAGCUUCAGUCCCAGCUCAGCAUGAAAGCAUCCCUGGAGGGCAGCCUGGCGGAGACAGAGAACCGCUACUGCGUGCAGCUGUCGCAGAUCCAGGGCCUGAUCGGCAGCGUGGAGGAGCAGCUGGCCCAGCUGCGCUGCGAGAUGGAGCAGCAGAACCAGGAGUACAAGAUCCUGCUGGACGUGAAGACGCGGCUGGAGCAGGAGAUUGCCACCUACCGCCGCCUGCUGGAGGGCGAGGACGCCCACCUGACUCAGUACAAGCCUAAAGAACCUGUGACCACCCGCCAGGUGCGCACCAUCGUGGAAGAGGUGCAGGAUGGCAAGGUCAUCUCCUCCCACGAGCAGGUGCACCAGACCACGCGCUGAGGCCUGGCCUCUCCUGCUGGAGGCAGGGACACAGCUGCCCCUCUGCCCUGCAGCCUCCUGCCCCUCUGGCCCCCACCCUCCCCAUCUAUCCCUUCCCCACGCCCCUGGCCCCCACAAUAAAGCUUGUUG